GAAUGUGACACAAUGUAUCGCUGCGCGGCGCGGCGCCUUUGAUCCGCGACGCUGUCUGAGUUCCGCCGCCGCUCCUCACGAGACCGGAGUUUCUAACACAGCUCCGUGCAUCAGCUAACGAGACGCUCGGGAGCGAAAUAAGACGUUAAAGACGGAGUUAAAGCGCGUAAAAGUUCCGCGUAACGCGCCGCUGUCUAGUUCUCGCGAGUUUGUUUUCAAACAAAAGUAUCCUGUCACGAGCUCGCUCGCGCUUCCAACUCUUUAAUAUGAGCGAGGAGGAUCGUGUUACGAUUUAAACGCGUUAAAACGCAAGAACUCAGAAGUUUGAGGUUCCUCAGAGGAACAUAUGGCAUAAAGACACAGCUGGAGAUUUGAGGCUGAUGUCAGAGCAGCUGACUCUAGAGAUCACACACACACACACACACACACACACACAUGGAGAGGUCGCGUUCAGUCGGCUGGUGCUCUGGAACUGUUCUUUUCCUCGUGUUUAUAUGACGAUCGUCAUGUUUGAGUUCGAGAUGUGAGAUGUUGUGUGCGCGUGACUGGAUCGACGCUCGUUCACCGAAGACCCGCUUGUGCGCGCGCUGAAACUAGACGGGCUGCUGAGAUCACGCCAUCAGCAUGGAGUUCCCAGACCACAGCCGGCAGUUACUGCAGUGUCUGAGUCAGCAGAGACACCAGGGCUUCCUCUGCGACUGCACUGUGCUGGUGGGAGACACACGCUUCAGAGCCCACCGAGCCGUCCUGGCCUCGUGCAGCAUGUACUUCCACCUCUUCUACCACGACCAGCCGGACAAGAGAGACGUGGUGCAUCUGAACAGCGACAUCGUGACGGCGCCGGCGUUCGGGCUGCUGCUGGAGUUCAUGUACGAGGGAAAGCUGGAGUUCGGCGCUCUUCCGGUGGAGGACGUCCUGGCGGCAGCCAGCUACCUGCACAUGUACGACAUCGUGAAAGUCUGCAAAGGAAAGCUGAAGGAUAAGGAGCAGAAUGACACAGAUUGCGGCGGGCAGAAGGCGAACGGUCACCCCGAAGGGUCCCCGGACCUUGUAGGUGUCAAUUAUGUGUCAGCUGAGGCCGAGGCCUGUGUCCGAACAGCUGGAAAAACAAAAGCUGAUGUCAGUAGUUCAUCCGUCCCUGUGUCCCAGAGGUCGGAUGACACGGAGCGAGCGCUGGAUUUAUCUUUCAAGCCUCUGUCGAGUCGAGACGGCUUCCACCCCUCCUUCGUCUCGGGACAGCUGGCCCUCGACAGCCAGCAGCAGGGCACCGAGCCACUUGUUAAAGACGAACAUGACUUGCUGUCAGAGCAGGAGGACGGUGAUCCGGUGAGCCCGGAGAGCCAGCGCUUUGGGAGUUCAGUGGUGACAGGGUUCACUGCCCUCUUCGCUGAAAACAAGGCUCCGGACGACGAGCUGAUGGAGGAGGAGAGAGCGAUGCGUGUGCGUCCAGAGCACCACCUCCGGGACAGCGAGGGCGAGGAUGAGGACGACCUGGCGUCCUCCGACAUCUCCACAUCCAGCGGCGUUCUCCUCCCGCAGGUCUGCGUGUGUCCGCUCUGCAGCAAGGUCUUCCCGAGCCCACACGUGCUCCAGCUCCACCUCAGCUCGCACUUCAAGGAGAAAGACGGCGUUCGCUCCAAGCUCUCGCCCGACGGCUCCGUCCCGACCUGCUCGCAGUGCGGCAAGACCUUCUCCUGCAUGUACACGCUGAAGCGGCACGAGCGCACGCACUCCGGCGAGAAGCCGUACACCUGCGGACAGUGCGGGAAGAGCUUCCAGUACUCACACAAUCUGAGCCGGCACGCCGUGGUGCACACGCGAGAGAAGCCACACGCGUGUAAGUGGUGCGAGCGGCGCUUCACUCAGUCUGGAGAUUUGUACCGACACAUACGCAAGUUCCACUGCGGCCUCGUCAAGACGCUCGCCAUCGGAUAACAGCCGCGCAACCACCUCCCUGUUUUUAUCAAUAACAAUAAUAGGCAGGAUUUUGCAGAUGGCAGAAAAUUGGUUCAUUAAUGACACAUGUAAAACACGUUUGAGCAAACUUGGGACUUUGACACACGCACACACAAUACAUUUAUUUAUCUUAAUAUAUAUUUAAUAUUGAACGUGUGUGUGAUUAACUGUGAUUAUAUUUGUAGCUACAGACAACAAUGCAUGGUCUACACUUUUCUUUUAUGCCGAAAAUCAUUAGGAUUUUAAGUAGAGAUCAUGUUCCAUGAAGAUAUUUAGUAAAUUUCCUACCACAGCUAUAUCAAAACUUCAUUUUGGAUCAGUAACAUGCAUUGCUAAGAACUACUUUUCUCAAUAUUUCGAUUUUUGUGCACCCUCAGAUUGCACAUUUUCAAAAAUAUUAACAGUUAAAAAACGUGUCCGUGUCAAAGUCCCAAAUGCAUCAAAUUGUUGAUGAACCGUAAAACACACACACACACACACACACACACACUCAUAAACCAGUUCCGCAGCUCCGUCUUAAAGUGACGUGAUCUUUUAAAGCCACUGGCUCUGAGUCUAGCGUUUUGAUUUAAGAGGACAUGAAGGACUAGUUAAGCUCAAACUAGUCUCAGAAGAACAUCUAUUGGAACACAAGUCGUUUUUAUUUUAUUUCUACAAACAGAAAUCGAGUCGAAGCACUGCUGACUGAAUCCCAGAAACCUUUCACUGGGCUUUUCCUCAUUAUUUUCUCGACCGAUUGUUUUUUGAAGUUACGGUAACUAGCACUAAAAACCUACGUUAUGCUGUAUGUCGCACCGGUCCUGAUAAACUUGAUUAGUUAUUUAUUAGCAGGUUUCGGUGCAAGGUUUACUACAGACGUGUGAUAUUUGCUGGAUCGGUUGCUGUAUAUGAGAGCACUUCACUGAUAGAUUCAACACUCGUAUACUGUAGGCUGCUAUUUCUAACUGUAUAUUUGAUGGAUCGUAUUGAUCACAUUUCGUUUCGGAGGACUGAAAUCUCUGGGAAAAGCUGCAGUUUUCCACAGUCUUCCAGUUAAAAUCUAUCAGACUAAUAAUCGAUGUGAAACACCCACAAUUGUGAGGUUUCUGAUGAUGCAUUUAUUAAAGCAAGCAUGCAUCGUGAUUCUUUUUAUUGCACAUUUUUGUUCAUUUGUGUAUGUUUUCAGUAACACUGGGAAGAUUUCACAUGCUGGCGAUUUCCAUGAUUUUUGUGCAUUUGAAUGUUUUUUUUAAUACGCCUUUUCAUGUUUUGACGAACGUGUAUCAUUCGUGAUUUCUGAUGCUAUCCAACAUUCAUAAACGCUGAUAUAUGAAUGCAAUAAUGAAGUCAUCAGAACGGCGGAUGAUUCAGAUCUUCAGUAAUAAUAUCUCUUUGGAUGUGUUUCUGAAUAACGGCUGUAUGUUUACAGUAAUACCGCAUUAUUGUCUUCUCAAGGUUCAGACUGUGAAACUGUAUAAUCGUAAGUAAUAUUUAUUGAUUUGUUUUCUUGUGCAAAUUUCGACUGUAUCAGAACUUGUGAAAUGAAAGAUGAUAAGUUGAGACUUUUUAAUAGACUUUGUAGAAGUGCCAUUAGAUGUAAUAUAAUUUUUUUGAUAAACAAAACAUAUUUUAUAGGAAACAAAAGUCCUCUAGUGAAUGUAGAUGACAAUCUGAGUUGAUUUCCUUUGAAUUCUUUGGUAAUUUAUUUGGAUUCUGUUUGUUUGUGCUUUCUUUCUUUCUUUCUUUCUUUCGUUGUUUCAUUGUUUCUUUCUUUCUUUCUUCUGAUUGUUUGUGCUGUGAAAAUGUGACAAUCUUUAUCUAGAUCUUUAUUAGUAGAUUAAACAACGUUUUCUGUGGAA
This is a messenger RNA of Carassius gibelio (silver crucian carp), 3794 nucleotides long. Its product is annotated as zinc finger and BTB domain-containing protein 18.2-like. Gene Ontology annotation, molecular function: RNA polymerase II cis-regulatory region sequence-specific DNA binding; DNA-binding transcription factor activity, RNA polymerase II-specific; protein binding. NCBI's taxonomy places the organism in Eukaryota, Metazoa, Chordata, Actinopteri, Cypriniformes, Cyprinidae. The transcript has 2 exons. Gene Ontology annotation, cellular component: nucleus. Bases 625 to 1935 code for a protein of 436 amino acids. The record is from RefSeq and is a predicted model, not a curated record. Gene Ontology annotation, biological process: regulation of transcription by RNA polymerase II.